ACUGGGGAGACUGAAGCGAACCACGCGCAGCGCUGUUAAAAACCCAGAGCAGACUGCCAGGCUCGGCGUCGGCGGCUACUCCCAUUUGUUUCACCACCUCACCUGAACGGGCAGUGCCCUGCGCGGCUGCGCCCAGUGCCGGGGCACUGUAGUGCCUCCCUCCGUCCCUCGUUCCCGUCUCCUCGCGCACCGAACCAACCCCGUGCGAGGCCGAGGCCGUGACGCGGCGAGAUCGAGCCAGCUAGCUAGCUCCACGUAUCACGCGGCGGGCGGGCGAGAGCCCCAUGAGGCGGUGGCGGCGGGCACGCGCCGCCGCCGCGCUGUCGUGCCUCGCCAUCGCCAUCGCGCUGCUGCUGCUGCUACUGCAGCUCGCCGUCGUUACCGAGGGGAGGGCGCCGUCGUUGCCGCAGCCGCAGGAGCGCGCGCACGGUGACGGUGAGGGCCACGCCCACGUCCACGCGCGCCCUCGCAGUCACAGCGGGAGCGGGCUGCCGCCGUCGACGGGUGCAAGGGCAACGACGACGACCGUGCACCACGCUGUGGGCGUCGUCGGCGCGUCAGUCCGCUUCGACGCCUCCGCCGCAGGUGGUGCCGCUCGUUGGUGUAGUAAGAGCGGCGGGCGGAAAGCAGCGGGCGGCGCCGGCGCUGCUGCUGGCGCAUGCGCCGCCGACGACGACAAGCGGCGGAUACCGACGGGUGCUAACCCUCUGCACAACAGAUAGAUGAUCGCGCGCAAGUGCAACCCGACGAGCUUGCUAGCCUAAGAUCCAUGUUAUCUUUUUUUUUGAGCUUCUUCUGUAGUAGUGAAAAUUGUUUUCCUCUUCCUUUUUCGAGCUUUUUAUCUGCCAGCACCCCGGCCCCAGUGUAUAUUCUGCCUCUCCUUGCUGAGAAACGUACUGUAUUGUACAUAUAGUAUGCUGCAGCAGCCCAUCACCUGAAACUGCUCACUUGGAAUGUGGGCAUGUGUUAAUGCUCUUGUACCCUUUUUAUUUGCCAGCUGCUGCCUGGCCUUGGUCCUGAACAGUAUAGCAUGCGUCCUACUGAUGCUUGAAUUGAA
This is a messenger RNA of Zea mays, 1057 nucleotides long. RefSeq lists its product as uncharacterized. The record is from RefSeq and is a predicted model, not a curated record. The transcript has a single exon. NCBI's taxonomy places the organism in Eukaryota, Viridiplantae, Streptophyta, Magnoliopsida, Poales, Poaceae. The coding region runs from base 285 to 722 and encodes 145 amino acids.